This is a messenger RNA of Ascochyta rabiei, 1968 nucleotides long. RefSeq lists its product as uncharacterized. Lineage: Eukaryota; Fungi; Ascomycota; Dothideomycetes; Pleosporales; Didymellaceae. The record is from RefSeq and is a predicted model, not a curated record. The transcript has a single exon. The coding region runs from base 1 to 1968 and encodes 655 amino acids.
AUGUGCCAGUUCACAUAUACACAUCUCGAAUGCGGGCACAGGAAGCAAGAUCAUAUCGACACCCAUUUAUGCGAAUACUUUGCAAGAAAAGGAAUUCAUUGUCAGCCCGACAACCCAAAGCACAGAGAACGAGGGACUACAAUAAUCACUCGAAAGAGGAAUGGGAUAUGCGACAAGUGUAUCUUUGAAGGUGGACAGAAGCCGGAAGAAGACGAGAAGCGUAGAGAAUGGGAAGCAAAAGAGCAGGCGGCUAUGUUGAAGGAGCAGCAGGAGGCACCCAUAAGAGACAGAGAAGCUCGGGAGGCUGCCGAGCGCCUACAGAGAGAGGAAACGGCUCGCCUGCGUAAAGAGGAGGCGAAGCGUAAAGAGGACCGAGAGAGGGCGGAUCACGCGGAAAAAGCACGACUGGCCAAAGAGAAAGCACGUCUGGCGCAAGAAGAAGCGGACAGGAAAGUGGCUGAACGCCUGCAGAAGGAGGAAUAUGACCGGGAGAGAAGACAUAUAGCUGAUGAGAGAGCCGCUGCAGCUGAACGCCGACGCCAGGAGGAAGAGAAACAGAAGAAGCAAGAGCAGGCUGAAGAGGUACGGAGUCGUGAACGCAGGCGACAGGAGAAGGCGAGACUUCAGGAGCAACUGAACAAAGACGUCGAGGCUGAGCGCCAACGCAUCCAGCGGGAGAAGGCCCAGAAGGAAGCUGCACGCCGCAAGAAAGAGGAGGUCGAACACCAGGAAGAAUUGAGACGCAUCAAAGAGGAAGCUGAUCGCAAACGCCGUCAGCAGGCGGAAGAGGAGGAAGCUGACCGCAUCCAGGAGGAACAGGCAGCUGCGCGCAGAGAGAAGGCGGAUCGCGAGGAGCGUGAGCGUCUGUCCCGUCGGCAAGCAGAAGACGAAGAGGUCGAACGGCAGCGAAAAGCACAACUCGAGCGCAACGAGGCACUGAAGAGAGAACUGCAAGCGGAGAAAGAUCGUAAAAAGCAGCAGCAAGAUGCUGAGCAUGCAGAAAGACUCGCACGGGAAAAGGCUGAGGACGACAGAGUCAAAAGGGAGAACGAGGAAAUGGAGCAGCAUCUAGCAAGACAGCGAGCCUCUCCUGAAAGACCAGCAACUUCACCGCCUCCCAAGCCGCCAUUCCCAACGCCCAGAUCCCCCAUAGACAUAAGCAAGAUAGUCGGCAACGUCGGGUCCCCAGAACUCAGCCACUUCUCAAUAGGCGGCCGAAGAAUACCACUCCACGACUCCCAAAAGCUCACCGAACACCCCACAAUCCCAACAUCAUCCCCACCACCCAACUUCAAACCAGCACCCGCGCCCGUCGCCCGCCUGGGAGGUACCAUCUACGCCAGUCCAACAGACUGGACACCGCAACAAGCCGGCGUCGCAAGCACGCCGUCGACGCCCGACUGGAAAAGGGGAUUCCGCCCACAAGCAGGCUCGAAAAGCGUCCCUGCGCCCUGCGAGCCAGCCAUGGAUCCAGUACUGCAGCGCCGACUGGAUGCGCAGCGGCGGAAGUGUGAGGAAGACGAGGCGACACAUACCACUUCACCCGAGACGCCGGGUGCGAAUCCCGUGUCCACAUUUACUUCCAUGCCGACACCCACCCCAUGUGCACCACGAGCCUCGACGUCGUCUACCCCUCUCCCUCCGCCUCCUCCAACUCAUUCUGCAGCCUACGCCAACGCCCCGCCAAAACCCAAACCCCCCGUUAAACCAAAGCGCAUCUCCAGCGCCACGAUGAGUCCAGUCCCCGCACCCCGUGCGGUAGAACAGACGGCACGCGUACGCGUCGACUCGGCUGCUGCGGACGUCUCCACGAGCAAGCAUGCUAGUGAUAGUGGGAGCGAGAGUGAUGGUGAAAGUGAGGGCGGAGAGAGUGCGUGGGAUGAACCAGAUAGUCGCGUUAUGCGGGCACAGCGGCUGUCGCAGGAUAAAUUUGGGAAACAGAGGAGGGCGGGAUGGAGUGGGGAGUGA